Merops nubicus (carmine bee-eater) is the source of this 1781-nucleotide messenger RNA. RefSeq names its product quiescin Q6 sulfhydryl oxidase 2 (gene QSOX2). The annotation marks the transcript as partial. Gene Ontology annotation, biological process: protein folding. Gene Ontology annotation, cellular component: Golgi membrane. Lineage: Eukaryota; Metazoa; Chordata; Aves; Coraciiformes; Meropidae. Gene Ontology annotation, molecular function: protein disulfide isomerase activity; flavin-dependent sulfhydryl oxidase activity. The record is from RefSeq and is a predicted model, not a curated record. The transcript has 11 exons.
ACUGGGAAUCUGCAAUUCGAGUCGGUGUGCUGGACUGUGGGGAAGAAGAGAACUAUGAGACGUGCAAGGAAUAUGGUAUCCACUACUACCCAACGUUCAGGUACUUCAAAGCAUUUACAAAGCAGUUUACUACUGGAGAAAAUUACAAAGGAGCAGAUCGAGAGCUGCAAACAGUUCGUCAGAUGAUGAUUGACUUCUUACAGAACCACUCCCAGGAGCUGAGGCCACCUGCUUGCCCCUCCUUGGAUCCAGUUUCGUGGAGUGAUGUUUCUUCUCUCCUUGGCAAGAGGAGCCAUGGUUACACUGCUGUUGUGUUUGAGAGCAAUAACUCCUAUGUGGGCCGAGAGGUUAUCUUAGACUUGAUCCAGUAUGAAAACAUUGUUGUAAAGAGAGCAUUGAAUUCUGAUAAACUUUUUCUUGAGAAACUUGGUAUUACCUCAGUCCCUUCGUGCUAUCUGAUGUAUCCAAAUGGGUCCCAUGGAUUAGUUAACAUUUUGAAGCCUCUACGGUCUUUCUUUUCUUCGUAUUUAAAGUCCCUGCCAGGUGUAAGAAAAAAACUUCUUUUGCCACUCCAGCUUCCUGCUCAAGAAAACAAAGAGGAGAGUACAGAAAUCAAGGUGUGGAAAGAGUUUGAUAAAUCUAAGCUGUACAUGGCUGACCUUGAGUCAGGAUUGCAUUACCUGCUCAGGGUAGAGCUCGCCACGCACAAGACUCUGGAGGGAGCUGAGCUGAAGACCUUCAAGGAUUUUGUGACCAUCUCUGCCAAGCUUUUUCCUGGCCGUCAGCCUGUGGUAAAGUUGUUAGAGACCUUGCAAGAGUGGCUGGUGAGCCUUCCAUUAGACAAAAUCCCUUAUGAUGCUAUCCUAGAUCUGGUCAACAACAAAAUGCGGAUUUCUGGGAUAUUUCUCACUAAGAAAGUCCAGUGGGUUGGAUGCCAGGGCAGCAGACCAGAGCUGAGAGGUUAUACCUGCUCCCUUUGGAAGCUGUUUCAUACCCUGACAGUUCAAGCUGCACUGCGACCAAAAGCUCUGCUAAAUACAGGUCUUGAAGAUGAUCCCCAAGUUGUACUUCAGAUCAUGCGGAGAUACAUUCAGCACUUUUUUGGAUGCAAGGCUUGUGCUCAGCAUUUUGAAGAGAUGGCUAAAGAGUCCAUGGAUUCUGUGAAAACCUUAGACAAGGCUGUUCUCUGGCUGUGGGAGAAGCACAACGUGGUGAAUAACAGGCUUGCAGGUGAUCUGACUGAAGAUCCAAAAUUUCCCAAAGUCCAGUGGCCAACUCCAGACAUUUGUCCUUCAUGUCAUGAAGAAAUUAAAGGAUUGCACAGCUGGAACGAAGCCGAAGUUCUGCAGUUCAUGAAGCAUCACUAUGGCAGUGAAAAUAUCCUGUAUAAAUACACUGAGAGCCAGACAGACUCCACUGAAACCCAACAGGGAGAUGCAAGGGAGGUGCAAGACAAAAGCCUGUUGAAGAAACCAAGUGGAAACAGUGAGAAUAAGAUCCAGGAUAAAGGAAAACCCCUGGAUUCAGGAUCUAAAGUGUUAGAUAAGCUAAUAGCAAAUCGUGGAGCUGUCAGAGAGAGCGGUAACAGCGCAGCUGGAUCAGCUAACCUCCAAGAGACAAAGCAGGCCCUGUCCUUCCUAGGGAUUGGCUUUUCCAACCUAGACAUGAGUCUCUGUGUCAUCCUGUACGUAGCAUCCUCCUUGUUUUUGAUGAUCAUGUACUUUUUUUUCCGAAUGAGAUCGAAAUGGUGGAAGGUGAAAUAUUAUCGCUCCUCUGUCUAG